Pantherophis guttatus is the source of this 1455-nucleotide messenger RNA. It is a transcript of the gene VSX1, whose product is annotated as visual system homeobox 1. Gene Ontology annotation, cellular component: nucleus. Gene Ontology annotation, molecular function: DNA-binding transcription factor activity, RNA polymerase II-specific; transcription cis-regulatory region binding. The record is from RefSeq and is a predicted model, not a curated record. Gene Ontology annotation, biological process: regulation of DNA-templated transcription; neuron development. NCBI's taxonomy places the organism in Eukaryota, Metazoa, Chordata, Lepidosauria, Squamata, Colubridae.
GGAUAUAAAGCUCCGGCCCGAGAGCCUCUUCCCCCUUCCCAACCGGCGGCGGCGGCGGCAUGACGGGCCGCGAGGAGCUCCCGGAGGGCAAAGCCAAGGGAAACGCGCUGGCUCCCAGCAGCGCCUGUGGCCACGAGAAGGCGCGCUUGGGGAGCCCGGCCGGCUUGCGCUCCAAGGGCUUCGCCAUCACCGACCUCCUGGGCUUGGAGGCGGAGCUGCAGCCGCCGGCCGGCUCGAGCUGCGAAGGCGGCGGGCCAGCUGCGGGCCGAGGAGGAGGAGGAGGAGGCGGAGGCGCUCCCUUGCCGCUGGGCUUGGGCUUCCUCUGCGGCUUUGCCACCCAGCAGCCCGCGGGGGCGCCUCGUCUCCUGCCGGCGCACCUCCCCUUCCUCCAGCCUCGCUCGGAGCACCAGCAUCAGCACCCGCGGUACGGGCCGGAAGCCGAGAAGCCCAAGUUGACCGUCUCCGAUGAAGACAGUUUAUCAGGGGACAAGAACAACCUGAAGGCAUCUGACUCUCAGAUCAAGAGAAAGAAACGACGUCACAGAACUGUGUUUACUGCCCAUCAGCUCGAAGAACUGGAAAAGGCUUUUAAUGAAGCUCAUUACCCUGAUGUAUAUUCCAGAGAAAUGUUAGCUAUGAAAACUGAACUGCCAGAGGACAGAAUACAGGUUUGGUUUCAGAACCGAAGAGCCAAGUGGCGGAAGCGUGAGAAAUGUUGGGGCCGCAGUAGUGUGAUGGCCGAAUAUGGUCUCUACGGUGCCAUGGUGAGGCACUCCAUCCCACUUCCAGAAUCAAUUAUCAAUUCUGCCAAAAGUGGAAUGGUUGGUUCCUGUGCCCCUUGGCUGUUGGGAAUGCAUAAAAAAUCAAUAAAUAUUACAAGAAAGCCUGAAAAUGAAGAAAAAGGAAAUGGCAUCUGGAAAUCUGAACAUCCCGAGGAGGAAUUCAAAAUUAAGCAGACAGAAUAUGAACGAAAGCCCACUAAUAGAUUAAUCUCAAUGGACAGUUCGGAAGAUACUGCAAUUGAUCUCUCUAGUACGGCAAAGCAGGAAAAGAAGAGUAGUAAUCUGAGUUUUGGUGGAGGCCCAUAGACCAAAAUGAAAGAUGCUGAACACUAAGGACAAGGAGGGGACACACAACAACUGUUAACCAAACACUUAAGUUGGCCUCUUCAAUGCUCUGGCAAAUUAUGAGUAUUAUUGCUCUAUGCUUAUUUAUUAGUCUUUUUCAAGUGACAUUCAUUUUACGGGCAAAGGGGACUUUCUGAGAUAAAAUAUAUCCAAGAUAUAAUUUAUUUUUACAACUUGAAAGUUGUAUUUGUAAAGAAGAUAAUUUGCUGCAGCUGGAUAAUUUUUCUUUAUAUGUCUCACUAAGUCACCUUUCACCAAAAGUCUAAAAAUAACAUUUGGUUCUAUUUUUGGUAGAGAGGCAAAUAAAUACCCAAUCAUUCAAAUCUUA